AUGAGCAAACCAGCAACACAGACCCCAGAUGGGAGCCGCACGUCUGAAUCGGACUCUGGGGUCCGCUUCCAUGCUAUUGACGACGCGGAGCCUUUUUACAGAUAUGGCCCUGGUGGCUACCAUCCAGUGGCCAUCGACGAUCGACUUGGCGGUCAUUACAAUGUACUGCAAAAGCUCGGCCACGGCAGCUAUUCCACGGUCUGGCUCGCGCGAGACGAGGUGCUCCAGCGACUCGUUGCGGUCAAAGUCUGCACGGCGGAUGCGAGCCCGCGUGAGUCUGAGAUUCUGUCCCUCCUAAGGCAUCCGUCUCAGGUGGACGGCGAUGGGAACGACGACGCCCUGGGCCGGGGCAUGAUGCCCAUACUUCUCAACACAUUUCACAUCAAUGGUCCCCACGGCACCCAUACGUGCCUGGUCACCGAUGUUGCACGGUGCAGCGUGGACGAGGGAAAACGCAGAGGAUUCUACGCACCUCUAAUGCUGCCCGUUGCACGUGCUAUCGCAGCUCAAUUAAUUCUUGCGGUUGCCUACCUGCAUGCUAAGGGGUUUGUCCACGGAGACCUUCAUCUCGGCAACGUCCUACUCAGACUUCCGCAGAAAUUUCAUCUCUGGUCUGAAGAGGAGCUGUUGGAGCACUGCGGAGAGCCAGAACAAGAGCCAGUUCAGACGUUUGGUGACAAGCCGAUUCCAUCGGGCGUCCCACCCGUUGCCACUCUGCCCGUCUGGUUCCCCAUGGAGCGUAUCGACAAGCUUCCCCUGUCCGAGGCCGACAUCGUCCUCGCUGACUUUGGCGAGUCAUACCGCCCUUCGCAGGAGUCGAAAUUCGAAUGUUGCACGCCGGUGCAUUUUCGCCCACCAGAGUCUAGGUUUGAGCCAACGAAGCCGAAGUCGUUCUCCAGCGACAUCUGGACCCUCGCAUGUACUGUCUGGGCCACCCUCGCCCAGCGAUCCUUGUUCGAGGUGUUUUGGGGUACCGAGGACGACGUGACAGGGAUGCAGGUCGAGACUCUCGGGAAACUGCCUGAUGAAUGGUGGGAGAAAUGGGAUGCGCACUCAGAGGGCUUUACGGAGGACGGCCAGCUUAUCCGAGUCGAAGACGGUCCUAUGUGUACCUUUGACCACCAGUUUGAGGAUACUAUCCAAAGCGGGCGCAGAAAAUUAAACAUGGAGACGAUGGAUUCGGCCGAGAAGGAGGCUCUGCUUGCCAUGUUGCGGCCGAUGCUGGCGUACAGACCGGAGCAACGUUGCAGCGUCAACGAGGUUAUUGGCUCGGAGUGGAUGACUAGGUACGCGAUGCCGGACUACGAGAGGAUGCUGAGAACUCAAUCGGUGGAUGGAGAACCCAGGAAAUGA
Metarhizium brunneum ARSEF 3297 is the source of this 1353-nucleotide messenger RNA. RefSeq names its product SRSF protein kinase 1 (gene SRPK1). NCBI's taxonomy places the organism in Eukaryota, Fungi, Ascomycota, Sordariomycetes, Hypocreales, Clavicipitaceae. The record is from RefSeq and is a predicted model, not a curated record. Gene Ontology annotation, molecular function: protein serine/threonine kinase activity; ATP binding. Gene Ontology annotation, biological process: regulation of mRNA processing; peptidyl-serine phosphorylation; spliceosomal complex assembly.